Molecule: messenger RNA, 1631 nt
Organism: Cicer arietinum (chickpea)
Lineage: Eukaryota; Viridiplantae; Streptophyta; Magnoliopsida; Fabales; Fabaceae
Product: transcription factor KUA1
Biological process (GO): response to ethylene; response to gibberellin
Molecular function (GO): DNA binding
Source: RefSeq, a predicted model, not a curated record
UCUCUUUCUCUCUUUCUCUCCCAUCUACAAAACCCAAGGGAGACCAAACCAAACACAAAUAAUAAAAACACCAAAAAAAACAAAAAAAUAAAAAAUAAAAAAAACCUAUUCCGUGGUUCCUAACCUUAAAACCUCCCAAUUUCAUGUCUCGGAUCCUCUGAUUCGGAUCUUCAAAACCCGAAAUUACCCCUCCCGUUCGAUCUGGUUCACAACACCAUGACCCGACGUUGCUCCCAUUGUAGCCACAAUGGGCACAACUCACGAACAUGUCCGAACCGCGGUGUUAAGCUAUUCGGAGUCCGAUUAACCGACGGGUCGAUCCGGAAAAGUGCUAGUAUGGGUAAUCUUAGUCACUAUACCGGUUCCGGGUCUGGACCGCUUCAUACCGGGUUAAAUAACCCGGGUUCACCCGGUGAAAACCCUGAUCACGCUGCUGCGGCUGACGGUUACGCUUCUGAGGAUUUUGUUGCUGGUUCAUCUUCUACUUCACGUGAAAGAAAAAAGGGCAUUCCGUGGACUGAGGAGGAACAUAGAAUGUUUUUACUCGGAUUGCAGAAGCUGGGCAAAGGUGAUUGGCGUGGAAUUGCUAGGAACUAUGUUAUAUCAAGGACACCGACUCAAGUGGCCAGUCAUGCUCAGAAAUAUUUCAUUAGGCAAAGCAACAUAUCUAGACGAAAAAGACGCUCCAGCUUGUUUGAUAUUGUUGCAGAUGAAUCAGCGGACGCCUCAAUGGUACCACAAGACUUCUUAUCAGCUAAUCAGCCACAGACUGAAACAGAAGGCAACAACCCUUUGCCCGCCCCUCCCCCGCUUGACGAAGAAUGUGAGUCCAUGGAUUCCACAAACUCAAACGAUGGAGAUUCUGCCCCAUUAAAGCCUGAUAGCAGCAGCACACAAGCAUCGUCUUUCCCAGUAGUAUAUCCGGCAUACUAUUCUCCAUUCUUCCCUUUUCCUCUUCCCUAUUGGUCUGGAUACAGUCCGGAGCCGGCUCUUAAGAACGAGACGCAUGAAAUCUUGAAGCCAACCGCAGUACACUCCAAGAGCCCUAUCAAUGUUGAUGAACUGGUUGGCAUGUCAAAACUGAGUUUAGGAGAAACUAUAGGCGACGCCGGCCCCUCGACUCUAUCUCGUAAACUACUCGAAGAAGGACCUUCACGACAGUCGGCUUUUCAAGCAACUCCAGCAUGUGGGAGUUCAGAUGUGAAUGGAAAUGCCAUCCAUGCAGUUUGAGUGUGCCUUGUGUUCCAUGGAGCAUUAAUUAUUAUCAUAUGGUCUUGUUUAAUUCAUCAUAUAUCUGGUAUUGGGAUAACCUUAAUAAUUUUUUAUUUUCCAUUUUCACAAUGGUUAACCUAGUUUGUUUCUUUGCUUGUAGGCAGCAGUAGCAUCUAGGAAUUACUUUGGGUCCAAAUUAAAACAUAAUGUUUGGUUAAUAGUUUUUAUUUGUCAGGGUUAUGUAAAGUUGAUUGUGCAGUUUGACAAUCUACCUAGUUGUGAUUCCUAUUUAAGUAUUGGAUAAAAAGGUUAUGUAUUCAAGUGUUUUAACACCUGAACUUCACCUUGCUAAAAUUUUGUCAUGUAGUUCAAGCAGUUGACUUUUUGUUGUUGUUGAAAGUGGUGUUUUACUUUGGUCA